This is a messenger RNA of Manis javanica (Malayan pangolin), 987 nucleotides long. The record is from RefSeq and is a predicted model, not a curated record. Lineage: Eukaryota; Metazoa; Chordata; Mammalia; Pholidota; Manidae.
AGGCGCAGCGAGACCGGCAGCAUGGCGUCCCGGCCUAAGCGGCGUGUCGUGGGAAGCGCGGUCCCGCGCGGCGAGGAGGAGGAAGGUAAAGUGCAGGAUGAGCACGAAGACGACGAGGACAGUGACGAGGACGAGGAUGAGGAUGAAGACGACGAGAGUGUCGACGAGGAAGUGAAUAUUGAGUUCGAAGCUUAUUCCAUCUCCAAUAAGGAUUACGACGGAAUUAGGAAAUUACUACAGCAGCUUUUCCUAAAGGCUCCUGUGAACACCGCAGAACUAACAGACCUCUUAAUUGAACAGAACCAUAUUGGGAGUGUGAUUAAGCAAACGGAUGUUUCAGAAGACAGCGAUGACGAUGUGGACGAAGAUGAGAUUUUUGGUUUCAUAAGUCUUUUAAAUUUAACUGAAAGAAAGGGUACCCAGUGUGCUGAACAAAUUAAAGAGUUGAUCUUAAGCUUCUGUGAGAAGAACUGUGAAAAGAGCAUGGUUGAACAGCUGGACAAGCUUUUAAAUGACACCACCAAGCCUGUGGGCUUUCUACUAAGUGAAAGAUUCAUUAACGUCCCUCCACAGAUUGCUCUGCCCAUGCACCAGCAGCUUCAGAAAGAACUAGCAGAGGCACACAAAACUAACAAGCCGUGUGGAAAGUGCUGCUUCUAUCUGCUGAUUAGCAAGACAUUUGUGGAAGCAGGAAAACAUUCCAAAAAGAAAUACAGCAACCAAGAGAAAGAUGAAUUAAUGUUUGCAAAUGCAGAGGAAGAAUUUUUCUAUGAGGUAAGACCGUCUUGUUUCAUCUAUUUCUUUAGAUGUAAGUAAGUUUCUUAACAGGAUUAAAUCAGAAUUUUAUUGCUCUCCUGUUUGUGUCAAAGUCCUUCAAGUGUGGCACUGCUUUCCUCCGUGCCGCCAGUAGCAGCGUUAACAGCGCCUGGCACGGAGGCUCUCAAGGGGUUAGUCACCGGCUCCCCGUCCCCACUGCUGGGAGGAGCG